Molecule: messenger RNA, 1405 nt
Organism: Sinocyclocheilus grahami
Lineage: Eukaryota; Metazoa; Chordata; Actinopteri; Cypriniformes; Cyprinidae
Gene: atp6v1e1a
Product: ATPase H+ transporting V1 subunit E1a
Exons: 9
Coding region: 178-858 (226 amino acids)
Biological process (GO): proton transmembrane transport
Cellular component (GO): proton-transporting two-sector ATPase complex, catalytic domain
Molecular function (GO): proton-transporting ATPase activity, rotational mechanism
Source: RefSeq, a predicted model, not a curated record
GACGCUUCAAAUCACGUGACCCCUUCAUCCUUGUCAGCUGACGCUUGGCGGAACUGUAGUUUAGUAAUAUAAAUAAAGUAGUGGAUAGUUUAGUUUAGUAGUUCCAAAUUUAGUCUUAAAUAUUUCCUUUGAUAAAUCGCUCUUAAGAUCGCAGUCAGCGCCUUACAAACAUCAGCCAUGGCGCUCAGCGAUGCCGCCGUACAGAAACAGAUCAAACACAUGAUGGCCUUUAUUGAGCAGGAAGCCAAUGAGAAGGCAGAAGAAAUAGAUGCAAAGGCAGAAGAAGAGUUUAAUAUCGAAAAAGGACGACUGGUACAGACUCAGAGGUUGAAGAUAAUGGAGUACUAUGAGAAGAAAGAGAAACAGAUUGAACAACAGAAGAAAAUCCAAAUGUCAAAUUUGUUGAACCAGGCCAGACUGAAGGUACUCAAAGCCCGUGAUGACAUGAUUAAGGAUCUCCUUAAUGAAGCACGACAACGGAUGGCCAACAUUGCCAAAAACCCAAAUGAGUACCCAACACUGCUGGAGGGGCUGGUGUUACAGGGAUUUUAUCAGCUGUUGGAGCCCAAGGUUAUAGUUCGGUGCAGAAAAGAAGAUGUAGCGAUGGUGCAGGCUGCUGUUAAGAAAAACAUCCCCAUCUACAAAGAGACAGUAAAGAGUAAUAUUGAAGUGCGCAUCGACGAAAACAAAUUCCUGCCCUCUGACAUCUCAGGAGGUGUUGAAGUCUAUAACGCCGAUGGCAAAAUCAAGGUAUCCAACACACUUGAGAGCAGACUGGACCUUCUAGCGCAACAGAUGAUGCCUGAGAUCAGAGUGCAACUGUUUGGUGCCAACCAAAACCGCAAGUUUAUGGACUAAUGGUUUGUUACUAAAUGUGCUUUAGUGGUUGUUUGGAGAACGGUGAAAUUCAAGAGCCCUGAUAAAGUGACAACAAGGUUUGGUGGAAGUUUUAAAAAAAAUAUAUAUUUUUUUAAGGUCACUGUGGAUUUUCUGAAGUUUCUGUUGCAAUUCAGGAAAUUCAACUGAUCAUGUUUCAGCAAUAAUUGAAAAAAACCAAAAACAAGCCAAAGAAAGUGGUUUAAAAUGAAAGGCUUAUCAUGUGUGCUUAUGUUACCUUAUACCUCUCCUUUGAGUGUUUAUUUAGUUAGAAAAUCAUGUCAUCUGUAAUGAAAGUGGACGCCUGAUAUCUUAUCUCAGCCUGUUUGAACAAAGCUUUAAGCACUCAGGAAUUUACAUUAUUUUUGCUUUGAAUGUCGUUAGCUAAGCCAGCAGCCUAUCAGGUUUUCCCUGGAAAAGGGAAACCCUCAUUUGAUGUCUUAAAAAAUAUAUGGAUACCUCUGUGCUUGUGUUUUCAUUUGUUGUACAACUGCAUUAUACUACAGAGAAAUAAAUCAAAUAUAUUUUA